AUGUGGAAGAUGCUCAUUGAAGGUUUUCUUACGCCCCCAGAGGCCUGCGGCCGAGACGCAGCGGCAGCCCCAGUGCCAGAUGGAGCCAUUGACUUGGGUCCCUUCAACGAGGGUUUUGGGUUACCAGACACCCAUCUGCUGUGUGCUUCAGAAGGAGUGAGUUGCAUCAUAUUGGGCCUUGAAGGUGGCAAGAAGCCAUUGGAACAGCCCAAGAAGCAGACCAAGGAGAUGGGUGAGGAGGGCAAGAUGUGCAAGCAGAAACAAAAGUUGGAACAGAAGAAACUGGAGGAGCUAAAAGUGAAGGCUGAAGGGAAGGGUCCUCUGGCCCCAGGUGGAAUUAAGAAAUCUGGCAAAAAGUAA
Molecule: messenger RNA, 360 nt
Organism: Jaculus jaculus (lesser Egyptian jerboa)
Lineage: Eukaryota; Metazoa; Chordata; Mammalia; Rodentia; Dipodidae
Product: translation machinery-associated protein 7-like
Exons: 3
Coding region: 1-360 (119 amino acids)
Source: RefSeq, a predicted model, not a curated record